Eurytemora carolleeae is the source of this 5875-nucleotide messenger RNA. RefSeq lists its product as uncharacterized. The transcript has 14 exons. NCBI's taxonomy places the organism in Eukaryota, Metazoa, Arthropoda, Copepoda, Calanoida, Temoridae. Gene Ontology annotation, molecular function: metal ion binding. The record is from RefSeq and is a predicted model, not a curated record. Bases 103 to 5154 code for a protein of 1683 amino acids.
UAAAGCGAUUUUCCUCUUUACAAAACCCGAGAUAUUUAAACAUGUUCAAGAGUCCUAUUUAAUGAUUCUCUUCGUAAGUUUGUGAACAGAGAGAUCUUCACAAUGGGAGCUGAGGAAGCCGAUGAAAUCUCUGAGAAAAGGAAGAAAUCCCCGGAAGAGAAGAAAUCAAAAUCAGGGAAACGAAAAUCAACAAAGGAUGUUAAGAAUAAAUCCACUAAAGAAGGCUCAAGUGUGAAGAAAGAGGAAAGAAACGGGGAGGAUUUAAAAAUUGCCCCCAAAAGGUCUGCAGAUGAUCGGCGGGGAUCAGACUUAUCAGUUUCCAGAAGAUCUCCACAUCGUGUCGGCGGCAGAGAUUCGGAUCGUAACGGUAAAGAUUCACACCGUGGCGGUCGAUCUCCACUGCGUAGCGGAAGAUCACCUUAUCGUGGCGGUGGAUUUUCACAUCGUGGCGAAAGAUCUUCACAUCGUGGCGGAAGAUCGCCGCCAAGAAAGAUGGCUCGUCAUUCUCCACCACGAUUCAGAGGAUCCGGUCGCGGGAGAGGACGGGGACGUUUUUCCCCGCCUGGCCGUCGCAGAUCCCCCGGCCGAGGCCACCCAACAGAUAGAUACAGAGGCUCUCCUCCAAGAUUUAGAGGAUAUUCACCUCCUAGACGUGGUGGGUAUAGAGGUCGUGGUGAUGGUUUUUCUCGAAGAUCACCUCCGGCUCGGAGACCUUCGCCAGUAAAGUAUUUUGGACAUCCAGGCGACAGACGGGGAUCGCCUCCUAGACAUAGAUAUUCGCCAGGGCGAGGAGGAUACUCGCCUCCGAGGUCCAGGUAUUCGCCUGAUCGCCUUCAUCCCUCAUCAGGACGGUAUCCGGCAGCUAGAGGCUCCAGGGAAGAUCUUGGAUCCAGGGGUCAUUCUGAUCUUCUCCAUAAAUCUGACAGACCAGACCUACGUAAAGAAUCCCGGUACACAGAUCAGUUUAGGAAAGAACUAGUAGCUGACCGACCCAGCUCCUAUGAUAGAUCUAGGAGACACUCCUCUCCACUCAGAAAACCAGAAUCCUUGCCUCGUAGAGGAGUAAAUUCGCCCCCUAUACAAACUGGUUCGCCUCUAAGGCGAGCUGAUUCGCCGUUAAGGAGAUCAGACUCGCCGCUGAGGCGGCCAGACAGUCCGCAAAUAAGAUCUGAUUCUCUAUCGCGGCGGGAUGAGUCUCCGCCACAAAGAUUACUGUCUCCUAAACGGGAUCCGAUUUCUCCACUUCCUCCGCCCAAGUUUAUAGAUUCCUUUGGUCCUGUUCCUAGAAGUGUAAGGAUGGACGUUGAAGCUCGAAACUCGAGGGCGAAGGAAGAACGAUUAAAAGAUUUAUCCUCGAGAACAAAAUCGGUAGAUACGAGGCGGGAACCGGGUUCCCUGAAACCAAAGAAGACCAAGGCAAUCAAGAAGGAACCCAAAGAACCAAAGGAACGAACCAAAAAGAAGACGAAAAUUGAAACUUUGGAACUGCCUCCUUUAUCGUUCCAACAAACUGUUACAUCCACCUUGGGAACAUUGGAACCUAGUAAUACAAGGUUUUACGAGGACAGAAAACGUGAACUCUCUCCAUCUCCAGUUAGGAAAUUAUCUCCCUGGCUCCAGGCUCAUAUCGAGGGAUCCUACCGAGCUCCAGUUACUCAAGUCAACAGUGUUUUCAGAUCUGGGAGCUUGGGUCCUAUAGAGGAAAAGGAACUAAGAAAGAUACAGAUAGACAUAAGACGGAAUAUUCCGGAACACAAGGUGGACAAGGUUGGAGUUAUACAACGAGGACUGGGAAACGGAAAGCUUUAUAUCCCGCGUGGAAAACAGGAAGGAUUGGAGCCCAUAUUCCUGAACCUGAAGAUGAACGAACUAGAACCUGAGAAACCAAGAGAACAGAAAAUUAACUUUAUCCCAGCUCCACUUGAUAAAUAUGAACAGAAGUUAAAGGAGCUGGAGGCACGCCAGAAUAUUGGGAGCAGUUGGGAGGAAUCAAGUACUUGGGAGCAGGAUCAACAUCCAGAUUUGAGCAGAGACCUGAAUAGAGAUCGGAGCAGGGAACAGGAACGGGAUAGGAGCAGGGAGCAAGAACAUGGAAGAAUUAGGGAGCAGGAGCCGAUCAGGGAUCACAGAAGGGAUUGGGAGCAUAGUUCACAAGUUAUGGGCACUGGAGAAGAGGAGAGAGAGAGAAGAAUAGAGAAUGAAGAUGAAUGGAGAAGGAGAGAAGAAGGAAGAGGAGGAAGGAGAGAUGAGGAUUACAAAAGGAUGGAAACUGAAAGGGGAAGGAGAGAAGGUGUGAAAGAAAGGAAAGCUGACGAAAGGGGAAGGAGAGAUGAUGAUAGAUUUAGGAGAGGUGAGGAAAGAGGUAGGAGAGAUGAUAAAAGAGUAAGAAGAGAUGAGGAUAGAGGAAGAAAUGAGGAUGGACGAAGAAAUGAGGAUGGACGGGUUCAUGAAGAUGUAAGAGGACGACGAGAUGAUAAGAGAUAUGGCGUUGAUGAGAGGGAAGUAGACAGACACAGAGGAUCAAGUGGAGAUAAGGGAAUGGGUGAGAGAAGACCUAGAUCAAAUCUGGAUGAGAAAAUGGAUAAUAGAAGACCAAGGAUGAAUGAGGAUGAGGGAAUGGGUGACUGGAAUGAGAAUGAUAAAAUCAGUGUUGACAAAGAACUGUUAUCUUUCUCUUCAUACCCUAGCAGGAUACAGGGUAUAACACAGGAGAAGCAGCUGCAAACUAUAGAGAUACAGGAUGAAGAUAUUAGGUCUAUAGAGGUACUAGUUGCAGAGAAAAUAGCAAAGAUGCUGCCUAAGACAGAUCUUCAACCAGUUAGGAUAAAAGACACAGAGCCCUCAGCAAACAUGAUGUGUAACACAGAUGUCAAACCAGUUAGGAUAAAAGACACAGAGUUAUCAGCAAACAUGAUGCAUGAGAUAGAUGUUAAACCAAUAAGGAAAAAAGACUCAGAGAUAUCAGCACACAUGAUGCAGGAUACAGAUAUUCAAGUAAUCAGGAUACACAAUGAAGAGAUACCAGCAAAAAUCAACGAUGAUAAAGAUAUUCAACCUAGCAGAGUACAAUGUGAAGAUAUAUCUGAAACAGAUUCAGAAACAGAUACUGAAACAGAUACUGAACCAUACCCAAUGCAAGACAAGGAUACUCAUCUUUUUACUGAACAGGAUUUAGAUUUAGAAUAUUUUAAUUUCUGGGGAAUAAAUAAUGUUCAGAUCACAAUAAAUGAAGACAAUGAAAGGUUAGUAAUGAGUUGUAUUGUUCCUUCAGCUUCUGAGAAUGCAGCAAACAUUUCAUUUUUAAAACAGUCGGAAUCAGUUCAUGAAUCUGAAUCUGGAAUUAUUUGUGAAUCUGGGGCUGUAACAUAUCCAGGAACUGAAUUGAACUACAAAGAUGCAUUUAAUAAUAAGGAUGGUUUUCCAAAAGCUGACUUUGAAAACAGAGAGGUAUCUCAAACCGGAUAUUUCAGAGGUUCAAGUGAAGUGAAGGAACCUGGAGUUAAAACAGAACCCAUUGUGACAGAACCCACAUCUGUAAUAGAACAUGUGGCAAUGACAGACCCAGGUCCUACAGCUAUAACAGAUCCUGUAAUUGUUAUAGAACCUAUAACCAUAAAAGAACCAUUGGUUGCAAUAAAUCCCAUCUCUGUAACCAAACCUCUAGCUGUGACAAAACCCAUUUCUAUGAUAGAACCCAUGACUGUGAUAAAACCAGUGAUCGAGAUCGAACCAACAGCUGUAAUAGAACCCGUUGAUGUGAUAAAGCCCACAGCUGUAAUAGAACCCAUUGCUGUGAUGAAGCCCACAGCUGUAAUAGAACCUGUGGCUCUACUAUCCCUCGUGGAUAUGAUUGAAACCGCACCUGUGAUAAAACCCAGUCCUCAAAACAAAAUAUUUAUUUUAGAACCUAGGACUAUUCCUAAACCCAAGGCUUUAGUUCAAUCUCAAAGUGUAAUCAAUUCUAGAAAUUUGAGUCUAGCAAAAACUAUUAUGGAGCCAGAAAUUCCAAUUCCACUCAGUGAUUCACUUAAAACUAGUUCUACUGUUAAUCUUGAUGGCUUUAAUGAUUGCAUAGCGGAUAAUAAAUCUGUUGGUGAAGAUGAACGAAAAUCACAAAAUGAACCCUAUGAACCUAAAGCUAGUGCUGUUACUGAGUCCAAAGCUGUGAUUGAUCCUAAAGUAGUUAAUGGAACCAGCAAUGAGAUUGAAGUUAACAUUUCUAGAGACGCCAAAGCUUUAGAUAACCCUAACUUUCUUAUUGAAUCUAACACUAUAAAUGAAGUUAAUUCACUUAAUGAUAAUAGAACUGUGAUUAAACAUAACACUGUUUCAGAUCCUGAAGUCUUUUCUGAUCUCAAACCGGAAUAUAAUACAAUUCAGAUUAAAGAUCAUGAUGUUACAAUCCACCCUUGUCUUCAAUCUGAAACUGAAAAUGUAUCGAAACAAGAACUUGAACCCUCUGUAUCUGCUGGCUACAUAAAUGAACCUGUGCUGUUAUCUGAUCCCACACUUGAAACUAAUAUUUUAUCUCUAUCAAAAAAGGAAAUAAUAAACGAUUCUCAAGUUGAGUGUGUUACUUCCAGAAUUGAGCUCUUUUGUAAAGGUGAAAUAAGAACUUUUUCCCAAACCAAAUUGCUUAACCCCUUGCAUAACUUAUCUGCCACUGCCAAUGUUGUGGAUUCAAAGUUUAAUGAUUCAAUGACUAAUAAAUCGCCAAGCAAAAUUUCACCCGAAGAACCUAUUGAGGAAGAAAUCCUGGUUUCCAAACAUAAAGGUAAAGAAAAUAUUACACCUGCUACUGCAAAAGAUACAAAUUCAGAUACUGAGUCUGAAACAGAUUCAGAUAUUGACUCCGAAACAGAGAUGGAUAAUGUUGAAUCAAUUAUACCAGUUAAAUGCACAAGUCUUCUGAGGACAGCUAAUACAGUUGCUUUAUCAAAACCAGUCAAAGACGUAGAACCUGUUUGCAUUGAUCUUACUGAUGAUGCAAUUGAGUGUGAAGAGUAUAGACGAGGAAAUUGUAGAAGAAGUUACUGCAAGUUUUUGCAUAAACCAACAAGAACAAGCAGAAUAAUUCCAAGGCCUUCAAUGUCCACUGGGUUUAGAAAGAAAAAAAAGGCGAUUGAUGAUGAUGUAAUUCUAAUCCUGCCUUAGUAACAAAUCAACUCACAGUGCAUGAAAACUAGUUUUAAUUCAUUUAAAAAUAAUUCAGAGACAGAUAAAAUAAACAUCCAAAGAAAGAACUAGAUUAGUUUCAGGGCAUUCCCUGAAGAAUUCUCAACUCUUAUCAGUAAAGGUAGUUCAACAAGAAAAACUUGCACAAAUCUUUUUGAAAAUCAGUUUUAGAAGGAUUAAAGAUAUUUUAUCAAGAACAACUGAUCACAGCAAAGAAAAACUUAUGGAGCUCACCAUCAGAAACAGCCAGAUAGUAAAUACAAUCAUAACAUAAUAACUUUCUUCAGAAGACGCCUGGAAUAUUUCUAACAUCAAGAGUUUGUCAAAUAACAAAACAUUUAUCUUGAAAUGAAGGUCCAAUGCUAGUAUUCGGUAUUUUGACAAGUGUUUCAGUUAUCAUCCGGAUUGAUUUGUCUAGAAACCUAAAUUCUUGGCCAGUUCAUUAUAGGUUGAACCUCACUGCGCGGACCAUUUGUUUGGUUUGAAAACAUGGCUGUCAAGUGUCAACUAUGUCAAUCUGUUGAAUCUGGAAACCUGAACUAGAUAGAAAAGUUUAAAUUGCAUAUGAGAUCAGAAAAGAUUAUUGUUAGGUACCCAUCAGCCAAGUUCAGGAGGUCUGAAGAACCAAGGGGUAGAAGGUCCCCAGCUGUCUUUCUUAGCCAAGAGUUCCCUCAGGAUGUUCUCUUCAAACCAGAGAAGG